UAAUAGGUAUAGUACGAAGACAAAUAAUUAAUAAAUACUGUGAUAGAGAUUUCACGUUCUUCGUAGUUUCUGAGUUUUUAAUUGAAUACCUGAGGUAUUCUAUAUUGAGGUUGUGUUGAUAUAACAGAAUGUUUAGUACCUAUAAUUGCGAAGUUAUAAGUGUAUUAAUGUAGUUCAAUACGGUUGGUUUUGCUCAGUGGACAGUAUUUUUAAGUGAAUUGUGAAUGUUGGAGGUAUGGCCACGACACUCAUAAAUGACCCACGUCAAUCGCAUGUGACAGAAAAUCAAGAAGAAAAUAUGAGUUCUAACAAAGACAGUGAGUUUACAAGUGAGGAUGAGGCUCCAGCUUCUAGAGGAAAAAAACGUAUUAUGCGACGAUUUUCCGAUAGCUCAAGUGAUGAAGAGACUAAUAUUAAAAAUGAUAAUAUCUCCAUUGAAGUUAAUAACAAAAGUAGUUCUGAUAGUGAAGAGCCAGUCCAAAAAAAUAGUGAGAGAAAAUCCAGGAUCCUUAUAAACAGCGAUGACAAUAUUUCUGAUACUGAAGAAGUUUCCAAUGUCACUGAACAGGUACAGACUACAGAAUAUUUUCCUAAACGCGAUCGGAAAAAGAAAUUACGUGAAAAGUUCAAGAAUAUGAAGUCACCAAGACAGAAACGCUCCAGUAAACUUAAAGAUAAUGUAUCUGAGAAUGAUAGUGAGAAUUCAGACAAUGAGAUGUCAUGCCUUAAAAUUAAACAGAAAUUAAUAGAAAAAUCAUCACACAUUAGUUUAUCUGUGUGUGAUCCUGAUGAUUCUGAUGAUGAAGAAAAUGAAAAUAAAGUGGAAAUAGAUAUAGGUGAAAUAAAGUUGAAGUCGAAAACUAAAACUAAAUCUCAACAACCAAAACAAAUCAGAAUGUCUGCAAAAGAAGCAAUGGAAAAUAUGCAAAAAAUCAAAAGUGAAUCUAAUCGCAUGUUGAGAGAAAAAGAGGUGUCUCUCCCUUAUCAUAGACCAAAAGCAUUAUCACUCAAAGAUAUAAUGAGUAGAAGGAGACCAGCAGUCAGUAGUGACGGGAAAUCAUUACCUAUCAAAAUGAAUGAGGAACAGUUGAGGCAUUAUGCUAUGCAAUUGGAAGAAAGACAAAAGGAAAUGAUGGAACUAUGCAAAAGUGAAAGUGAAGAAGAAGAAGAAGCCAAUGAGGAAAAAGAGGCUAAUGUUGAACAAAUUGAAUCAAAUGCUGAAAACCAAUCCAGUAACACAAAAACUGAGGAUGUUGAAGUGGUUUCUGAUGACCAGGAUAACCAAAAAGACCAAGAGGAUAUAGCUGGUGCAAAUGAUAUUAGUUUUGACCAAAUUGCUAAUGAAAAUAUAGAAACUCCAGAUGCUAAUAAAAUUAAUCCAGAAUGUUCUAUAAAUGAUAUGAACCAAGAUGAAACUAAUGUAACUGAUCCAACUAACACAAUUGAUAAUGAUAAAUCAAAAGAAGAUAUUGAAAUGUUAUCAGAACCAAAUAAUACUAAUAGUGAAAAUCAAUAUCAAAAUAAUACUGAAGAAAGUCAAAUCAUACAUUUGCAUUUUGACUCUGAAAAGCCAAAUGAAACAUUAGAUUCCACUGAAAUAAAUAAAAAUACAGAUGUUGUUAGUAAAAGUACUGAUAAUUCUGAAUUUUCUGAUGAUGAAGUUAAUUAUGAUGACAUUGAUGCUUUAAUUGAAAGUGCAGAAAUUUUAAAAGAUCAUGAGAAAAAAGAAGCAAGCCAUUCAAAAUCAAAAGAUUUAAGAAUAAAUACCAAACCAAAGUUGACUGGUGCUCCAGGAAUGAUUAUAAGUUUGGAUGGAGAUGAUCCUACGCCUAAACCAAGUGGGGUAGAAUUACUGAAAGAAAGAUUCUCAUUCUUUGUGAAUCUUAAAAAGGAAGAAGACAUGGAAAAGGAUAGAGAAAAGAAAUACAAACCAGGUACACAACAUAUAAAAUUAAAGCAACAGUUAGAGGAAGAAAUAGCUGAACAAAGAUCACUAGAAUGGGAAAAACGGCUCGAAGAAGAGAGGCUAUUAAAAUCAGAACAAAAUGCUAUACUGGGUGAUGAGUCAAUAGAAGAUAUUGAGAAAAUUGAAAAGAAGUUAGAAGAAACGGAAGAAGAACAAAAGAGUGAAGAGGAAAGUGGUACAGAUGAUGAGGAUUUAAUAGAAGAUGAUGUUGAUAUGUCGGAUAAACCACAAAAACGCAAUCCCAUGCUUGAAGAUCAAGCAGAAGAAUCAGAAGAUGGUGAGGAUGAAACAGCUCAAGAUGAUAAAGAAGAUGAUGAAAUAGAACAGCCUAGUGAAGCUGUUGAAGGUGAUGAUAAUGAAGAUAGUGAUUCUAGUGAUGAAAGUUCUGAGUCUGAAGAUGAAAUGGAUGAGCUUAAACCCAAAAAAGGAAGGAUACUUAAAGCAUUUGAAGAUUCUGAUGAAGAGGAUAUUGGGGUAGAGGAAGUUAAUGAAGUGCAAAUAGACAAAGUGAAAGAAAAUGUAGAAGAAUUAUUUAGUGAUCACAAGGAAUCUCAAGAUGAUGAAAUACAGCUAGCUCAAGCUAAUAAAUCUAUAUCUGAAGACUUAUUCCCUAGUCAAGAUUCAUCCAAUACAGUUGUUAAUUUAAAUAAAAAUAGUGAUGAAAUGACAAGCGGAGAAUUGGGCACGUUUUCAAUCCUCAGCACGUCUAAGAAUCAAGAAAUUAGUAUGAAUGAAGAUAUUCCAGACAAAUUAAGCAUUAUUUGCGAGACCCAACCUAGCCAGGCAAACUUUGAUGAAAUAGCGGGCAUGUGUUCUGGAGGCUUCUCGCAAAACUUAGUACCAACCCAGAUGGAUAAGUCCCAGCUAUCACCAUCACCAGAAAUUGGGGAUGACGUAGUUGCAUUAUGUACCGGAAAGUUCUACGAUAACCCCUUUGUCUCACAAAUUAAUGGACCAACACAAACAACGCUCACAAGUGUACAGGAUACAGUAACUUUAAACGAAAAAGAUGUGUCACCUCUUACACCAAGUUUAGUACCAGUAGAAAAGGAAAAUAAAAUAAAGAAUGAUAAUAUACUGAAAUCAAUUCUUGACGAAUUAGAUGACCCUGAAUAUGAUAAGCCGAAGCAGAAUAAAUUCUUCCCUAGUAAAGAUCCUGAAAUAGAGAAUGUGAAAAAGAGAUUUAUAAUAGAUUCCGAUGAUGAAACAAGUGAAGUGCUGCCUACAGAAGAUAUUAAAAGAAAGAAAAAGCUUAAGAAACGGAAAUUGGAAGAUCGGGCUUUGCAAAUAUCUGAUGAUGAAGAAGAAGACGAAGUGGCUUCAAAUGAUGAAUCCGAUAUUGAAGAUGAUACUGUUGACAAAGUUUAUGAAUAUGAUUCAGAGGAAAAUGAGGUUGAGGUGCAAUCAAAGCCACAGAAAAAGAAGAGAGUCGGUGAGUUCUUCGAGAAUGAAGCGGAGUUAACGUCAGAAGACGAAUGGGCUGGUUCUGGUGAUGAGGAUGAAGCUGGCCUCGAUAGAAUGGAGCGGGAGGAGGGAGACGAUGAAGUGUUCCAUCAGGGGAAACUGCAGAGGGAAUUGGGACAGAUACAUAUGCGCGAAGUAUUAGACCAAGACAAACGUGAAGUGCGAUUAAUUCAAGAGUUGAUGUUUGAGGAUGCCGACCUGGGCGAUGGACAUAGACAACGCAAAUUUAGGUGGAGAAACUAUGAUGGCGAGGAAGAAUUAGGGACAAUAGUGGAUGAAUUUGGGGAAACUCAAGAGGAUGAAUUUGAAUCUGAGGAGCAAUGGCGAAAGCAGAGACAUGAACGUGAGAUGUUUUUGAGGAAAUUGCAAGAAAGUGGUACUGAAGAAGAUGUGAAUACUAGUAUAAACAGAACUACAAUAAUAAAGGCUAAUCUAACAUCAAGAACGAUGUCUAGCCUCAUAGCUGAGGUUGAACAGAAACCAGCGGAAAAGGAGAAUAUAGUUGUGCCAGAGAAGAAAACUACAAAGGAUAUUCCUAGUCCCAAAAAGCCAUUUGCUAUUUUUAAGCAAAACUACCACGGCUCGCUAUUAACCCGUGGUCGCGGUGCGCUAGCCCGUUUAGCUGCGUUGGCAACACCGCUCGCGGGGGAUGACGAUCAGCCGAAAGUGUUGGCAUCCGCAAGGGGCAACUUCGUGUUCGCAGCUCUUGGGGAUGAUGAGCCGAAGCCACAAAAACGAAAAGCUGAAGGUCCUGUCCACACGCCGAAAUUAAUAAAGAAAAUGAAGACUGAAUCAUCAAGUGACAAAUUAUUCCCCUACGCCGAAGAGAACGUGAAGCAGUUCCUUGACAGUCAGUGGGAGACUGAGGACGUUAAGGAAGCCGUCGUCGCUCUGCGGAAACUAGCACUUGAAGAUCAGGAGAAGAGCGUGGAAGGCGUGGUUGCCAUCCCUGGAGAGGAUGCCUCCAAGGAAGACCAAAUUGAAGGUCUUGUGAACAACGUAAAAUGGCAAAUGUCAUCGGACCGCAAAGUUGGCGCGCUAAAACAAUUGCAAGGUUUGAUCUGGAAGCAAGGGUAUGACAAGGGCGAUAUUAAAGGACAUGUCUACGAUGACGUCAUGCCAGCGCUUGACCAGUGGCACUCGGUCGACGGCCAGAAGGUGUACAUUUAUUCCUCAGGCUCGGUGCAAGCUCAAAAGCUCUUAUUUGGACAAUCACUGUCUGGUGACUUGCUGAAAUUCAUUGAUGGUCACUUUGACACAGCUGUAGGUGCUAAACAGGAAGCUUCAAGUUAUAAGGCAAUCAUCGAGAAAAUUGGUUGCAGUGCUGAUGAUAUUUUAUUCCUCACUGAUAUUGUUAAAGAAGCGGAAGCAGCCCGCGAAGCAGGUCUCCAAGUGGCCCUCGUGAGCCGAGAGGGCAAUGCCUCCUUAUCCGAGGAAGCAAUCACUAGCUUCCCAGUAAUCCAGACGUUCGCCCAGCUCACCGUCUCCAACAAACGCAAGACGGACCCACAGGAUGAACAACCCGCAAAAGUACCUAAAACUGACAUUCCUGAGACGUCAGAAACGAAAGAAGUAGCACCAGAGAAAGUUGAUAAAGAGGAAGAAAAAAUGGAAGUAGAUGAUGCACCUAUUGAAGAUGUUAAAAGCAAAAAGACUGAAGAAGCCACCGUUGAAACCACAAUUGAAGAAGUUACAGAUUCAAAAGAUCUUGAUGCCCCAGUGUGUGACAUCGAACCACUCGUAACAGAAGCUAAUGCCGAUAAACCUGAAGAAAAUAAAGAUGCUGAUAAAAUGGAAACAGAAAAUGUUAAUGGUAAUAAUGAAUCUGUAAAGGCAAAUGUAGAUGAGGUGGACAAAGAGAAAGUUGAAACAAAAGAUCUAAAGGAGGAAAAGGUACCAAUGGAGACAGCUGAUGUGCCAAAGGAUCAGUCUGAAGUAAAAAAAGACAGUGGACCUGUUGCCGAAGAAACUCCGCCUACUGUUAUCACAGAAAUAGAGGAAAUAACAAAUGAUAAGGAAGACCUGUCUGAAGUUGCCGAAAUAAUAGAUGACUUAGAACCUGUUGUUGAAGAACCCGCAAUGGCCACUGAUUUAGAAGAUCUUCAAAAUGUUGGAGAUGAAUUAGAAAAGGAAUGUGAUGAAAUAUUGUCUAAAGUGCAGGAUGUAACUAAUCUGGAUAACAUUAAUGUCAAACCUUUAUUAAAUACUAUUGCAGAAGAUCCAAUGGAGGUUGAAAAUGAAGUUUCAAAGGAUGUUGAAAAGUUACUGGAUGAAGAAGCGGCAACUGAAUCAAAAACACCUGAAGAUGUUAAACCGUCCGAGGCUACAAAUGGCGAGGAAACCAAAGCAGUGCCGUAUGUGAAUAAUAAGUGUGAAACAAAAGCAGAACUAAAGGAAAUGCCAAGUACAACUAUAAGUGAUGCCACAACUGAGACUAGUUCGCAAGAAACAAAUUCUGAUGCGGAAAAAUUAGACAGCCCCAUGGAAACUAAGCAAGAUGAAGCUAAAGAGGGGGACAAAUCGGAAGUAACGGAAACGAAACAAUUAGAAGUAAAAAAUAAUAAAGAAAGCGCUGAAAACUCUGUAGAUACGACAAAAACGAAUGAAGUUGCCACCUGUGAGAAUGAAAAAGUAUCGGAAACGAAUAAUACGGACAAGAAAACGGAAUCGAAAGAAAUGAGCGUCGAAAACAAAACUGAAUCGGCUUCUGAAGAAAAACAACUGAACGGGGAUGCAAAAAACGGUAAACCAGAAGCAGUUAAUCAGAAUGGAGUAGAAAAUAAAGAAGCUGAAAUUAGUGCUAGAUUAUCAGCGGAAAAUGGUAAAGCGGUGAACGGUUCCAACGGUGACGCGAAUGAUUCGGAGAAGGGACAAGGUGACAGUAAGGUGGAGGACGUGGAGAUCAAAGUGAAAACCCUCGCGGCAGAGGAGCCGCGCCCAGACCCCAUAGAGCAGGCGACGGAGGCGUAAAAUACUUAAGCGGGAUUGAUUGGGAUCGUUGUGCGUCGUAGUGUUGGCUCACAUCACACGAAUGACAAGACUGAGGCUGCUUCCACGCUAAUAACAUCACUCCUUAAUUAUAUUUGUAUCAUUACAACUCCAUUGCGGUGACGAUUUUGUAUAUUGCCGGCUGAAAACUUUAAAACGUAAUACAACUACAGCUACGAUACGCGCGGGCCAACAUCUUUAUAAAAACUAAUUGAAAACAAACUGCCUAUGCUUCUGACAUUUUUACAUUGACCAGUGUGUUUUUUAAACUUAUCACCAAAUCACAUUUUGAUGGGCAAGCAUAGAAGCGUUGUUUUCAAUUAUUUUUUUCAUUCUAUCCCUUAGUAUUCUUAAAAAUAUUUUAAGAAUUAGUUUUAGGCAAAAUACCGAUUCCCCUUUUAGUGACAUCGUUAUACGAAUAGGCGUACAUUUUAAUUAAAUUAUAAGCGAGUAUUUUUAACUAUUAAGCGUCGUUUACGCACAGUUUGAUUAGUUUCUACUCGGCUGAAAUAAAAUCUUGGUAAGAAUCUCUUGACGGUUUGUAAUAAUAAUUUUUCCUAUUGCAAAUUUAUAGUCCUAGAAUUAGAUAUGCAAAAUUUUAAUAAAUUAUCUCUGUGUCAAAUUUUUUAUAGCUGCCAAUACGAUGAUAAAGUCCUAAGUAAUGAGCCGCGUACUUUAUAAGACUAAUUAAGUGUUACGAAUAAUUUGAACGCUGUCCCUUCAGUUACCGGUAGUGUACAUGAUAUGUCACUGCUUUACGUAUUUUACUAACAUAAGAAUAAUUCGUAAGUAUUAACCGUAUUGUGAUCUUGGAUAUCGUAUUUAUAUAUAUGACAGGAUUUUGGUGAUAUUUUGUAACACUGCCAAAUCACUUGCCCCCUUUCUUUGGCGUCAGAUUACAAUUCCUAUGUGAUAUUGAAAACAAGACUGUAUUUUUAUAAGUAAUGUCGAUACAUUGGGCUGUGGCGAUAAUCUGAAUUCGGUUGCGGUGAGGACGACAAGUGAUCCUAUUUGUGUGGGAAACAAUCUUCCAUGUAAACAAUACUCUUGAAAAAUUAUUUGUGCGAAUCAAUUGAUGUUCCUUCGUUUCGGUACGGUAAUGUAUCCUAAGUUUUAUCAUAUCAAUUUUGUAAGAUAGGUAUUUGUAUAUAUGGUUAGUGUAUUUCUUUCAGAGGAAGAGAUGGUUUGUCAUUGGUAUUAGGAUAAUGAAGUUUAGUUAAAUCCUUGAGUUGCGCUAGUUUGCCUCAGCUGUUUGAGUGGGACAGGCAUAUUUCUAAUGCGAAGUUUAAUAAUGAUAUGGGUGUGUAAAACACAAAGUCACAAGUGUCCAUGUUUUACGAUGAAUUGUCGAAUUUUGAAGAAUUUUACUUAUUAUUUGUGGGAGUUGCCAAACUGAACUAGUCAAGGUGUGCUUAGAAUCUCGAGAUUGAAGUGGGUGUGAGCCUAGUAUGGACUGGGAAUAAUUUUCCUCUAUUUUUCACAACUACGGUACUAUUCGUAUUUUCUUUUGUAUUAUUUUAAUUAUAAGUUCUAAAUUUAUGUUCCUUUUUAGUUUUAAGGUUAAGACGGAUCAUUCUAAGUUGUAAUCUGACAUCAAACGAGAGACCAAGUUCCUUCUUUUAGACUGAUUUUUUUUAUUAAACCAUAUUUAGUCUCGCGUCAGUCCAAAUAUGCAAAGACCUGAAUUUUGCGCGUAACACUAUAAUAAUAAUUAUUAUAAUAUGUAUUUUUUUUCUACAAUGCUAUUUGAGAUAUUGAUGAGAGAAGCUUAAAUAAUAAUUAAGUAUUCAUUCAAUUAUUUGGUUAUGGUUCCCUUGUGUAUAAAAGAACUUGAUGUUUUCAAUUUGAUCAAAAUGUAUUAGUUUUAAUUAUCACCACUGAUGACGUUGAAAUAUAAUGGAUGUAGAAUUUCUCA
Molecule: messenger RNA, 8333 nt
Organism: Colias croceus (clouded yellow)
Lineage: Eukaryota; Metazoa; Arthropoda; Insecta; Lepidoptera; Pieridae
Gene: Enoph
Product: claspin-like
Exons: 22
Coding region: 236-6400 (2054 amino acids)
Molecular function (GO): magnesium ion binding; acireductone synthase activity
Source: RefSeq, a predicted model, not a curated record